GCCGACCCGGCUACUUCCAGUAUGCAAAUUUCACAACUUAUCACUUUACACUUGCGAUGGCCGAUUCGCGGACCUAUCUCCACACAUUCAAUCAAACAUGACGAGUGUUCGCACAUAUCGAAGUUACUAACUCGAUUCACUUCUCAGUAUCCAAGACAAAUGCUUCGACUCAAAAUCACAGGAUUAACGGCUCUGAUAUAUAGUCUUCCACUGCCUUACUUUUCGCACCUAUAACAUCUCUCAAAGCCUCAACAUGCCCUUUGCCGACUUUCUCUCCUCCGUGGCUAGCACGGCCACCAAACUGAACGGUUGGUACAAAUACGGCGUCGUUCCGCUUGUGAACCAGCUGGGAGACAGCCUGCAGCAAGAUCUGUUCGUUGCCAAGAAGAAACUACUUGACUUCAACUUCAGGCGCCUGCCUCAUAGUACAUGGCGUUACGUCAAGGCACAUCCGUUCAAGACUAUAUUCUACAUCGUCGGCGGAGUCUCGACUGGCAUUAUGAUCUUCCAACCAGCACUCAUCUUCGGACCACUACUCAGUCUAAUGGGCUUCACAGCUGUGGGUCCGGCGGCUGGCUCACUCGCAGCUGCCUGGCAGGCUUCUCUCGGAACUGUGGCUGGUGGCUCACUAUUUGCAAUACUUCAGUCGGCCGCUAUGGCUGGGUAUGGUGCAGUAAUCGUAGGAGGUGUGCUUACAACUGGAGCUGUGUCUUUUGUCGCCAUCGAAGCAGCAAAGCUAAUCAAGGCUGCUAUAAAUCCAAACCGCAACAUGGCGAUAAGCGAGGGACAAAGGGGUGUUGACACUUUGGAACCAGAUGAAGAAUAGGGUGUGCCUAGAAUAUUUAUUGGAAAGAGAGCUGUAAAUGCUUGUACUGAGAUCGUACGGCUCAUCUGAGUUGGCUAUCAAAGGCACUGUAUGGCUGUGUGACGCUACAACGGUCAAGUUUGACAAAGCUAGGCAAAGAUAUACUCUUUGGUGUU
Pseudovirgaria hyperparasitica is the source of this 981-nucleotide messenger RNA. RefSeq lists its product as uncharacterized. NCBI's taxonomy places the organism in Eukaryota, Fungi, Ascomycota, Dothideomycetes, Acrospermales, Acrospermaceae. The coding region runs from base 254 to 826 and encodes 190 amino acids. The record is from RefSeq and is a predicted model, not a curated record. The transcript has 2 exons. Gene Ontology annotation, cellular component: membrane.